Molecule: messenger RNA, 860 nt
Organism: Mauremys reevesii (Reeves's turtle)
Lineage: Eukaryota; Metazoa; Chordata; Testudines; Geoemydidae
Gene: RAB39A
Product: RAB39A, member RAS oncogene family
Exons: 2
Coding region: 32-781 (249 amino acids)
Biological process (GO): Rab protein signal transduction
Cellular component (GO): Golgi membrane
Molecular function (GO): GTPase activity; GTP binding
Source: RefSeq, a predicted model, not a curated record
GUCCCCUCCCCCCAGCCGGCCUGCAGCGCCGAUGCCCGGGAUAGGGGCGGUGGGAGCGCGGUGCAGGCACCGGCCGAGGAGGAGCCCCAGGAAGGGCCCCGAGGCCGAAGCGGGCCAGGCCGGGGCCGCCAUGGACGCGGCGAUCUGGAUCUAUCAGUUCCGGCUGAUCGUGCUGGGCGACUCCACCGUGGGCAAGUCCUGCCUCCUGCACCGCUUCACCGAGGGCCGCUUCCCGGGGCCGCUGCUCUGCGACCCCACCGUGGGGGUGGACUUCUUCUCCCGCCUGGUGGAGAUCGAGCCCGGCAAGCGGGUCAAGCUGCAGCUGUGGGACACGGCGGGGCAGGAGCGGUUCAGAUCAAUAACACGAUCUUAUUACCGCAAUUCUGUUGGCGGCUUACUGGUGUUUGACAUCACAAACCGGCGAUCUUUUGAACAUGUGAAAGACUGGCUAGAAGAAGCUAAAAUGCAUGUACAGCCAUUUCAAAUUGUGUUUCUGUUAGUUGGACAUAAAUGUGAUUUAGUAUCACAGCGUCAGGUGACAAGAGAAGAAGCUGAAAAACUGUCAUCUGCCUGUGGUAUGAAAUACAUAGAAACCUCAGCAAAAGAUGCCACAAAUGUUGAAGAAUCCUUUACGAUUCUGACCCGAGACAUAUAUGAACUUGUAAAGAAAGGAGAAAUUUCUAUACAGGAUGGAUGGGAAGGUGUUAAAAGUGGCUUUGUUCCAAAUGUUGUCCAUUCAUCAGAGGAGGCCGUAAAGCCUAGAAGACAAUGCAUCUGCUGAACUCAUUGCAUGCCAAAGAGCAUAUCAGGUGUUUAGAGAAUGAUACCAACAUAAAUAACAUCAUUCUGAAGACAUAAUA